Messenger RNA from Adineta steineri, 1467 nucleotides. The record is from the annotation of a GenBank genome assembly. Lineage: Eukaryota; Metazoa; Rotifera; Eurotatoria; Adinetida; Adinetidae.
AUGAAGUCUUAUCAAGUUUUAUUUCUUAUUUCUUAUACUUUAAUUAAUUUCUUAACAUUAUGUUAUGGUUCGGCUGAUGUUUACACUGAUGGAAUGUAUAUAAAAGAUGAAUCAGAUCGAAUUCGUAUUUAUCAUGGAACUAAUUUUGUUAAUAAAGGUUUUCCAUGGUAUCCACUCGAAUUACUUGAUCCUAUUUUUGUUGCAAAUUUAUCAUCAUGGGGUUUGAAUUUUGUUCGACUUGGGAUGAUGUGGGAAGGUGUUGAACCAAAUCCCCAACAAUAUAAUUAUACUUAUUUAAAUAUAAUGAAAGAUAUAGUAAAAUUACUUGAAUCAAAUGAAAUUUUUGUGUUAUUUGAUAUGCAUCAAGAUGUGUUAAGUAGUCGAACAGGUAGUUAUGAUGGGAUACCAUCAUGGUUAUAUGAUAAAUUUCCAGCACCUGCUCAUCCAUAUCCUUGGCCAUUUAAAAAAGUUGGAAGUGAUUGGUUUCUUGGUUAUCUAACAGAAGCAUGUUCGCAUGGUUUUCAAAGUUUAUAUGAUAAUGCUGGUGGUGCAGUUGAAUCUAUGAGUAAUUUUUGGCGUUUAGUAGCAACUAAUUUCAAUUCAUAUUCAAAUUUAUUAGGAUAUGAAUUAAUUAACGAACCAUGGGCUGGAAAUUAUUUAACUAAUCCAUUUUUACUUUUACCUGGUGUAGCUGGUUCAACAAAUCUUCAACCACUUUAUGAUAAAAUUUCUAAAUCAAUUCGAUCAGUUGAUAAUAAAACAUUAAUUUUUUAUGAACCUGUCACUUGGGGAGUUCGACUUAAUGGAAAAUAUAUGGGUAGUGGAUUUUCUCAUGUUCCAGGUGGUAAUGAUUAUCGAAAUCGUAGUGUUUUCUCUUAUCAUUAUUAUUGUACUAUUUUACAAAUCAAACCUGUUCCAGGUAAUGAGACAAUUCCAGGAUUUGAUCGAGUUUUAUGUGAUGAUAUUGAAGGCCCCGCUUUAUUUGAUUCAACUUUGAUUGAUGUUAAACAAUUAGGUGGUUCAUCAUUUUUAACUGAAUUUGGUGGAUGUGAUGAUUCACCAACAUGUGAUGAACAACUCAAUUGGGCUAUGAAAAAUACUGAUCAAUAUUUUCAAUCAUGGGCUUAUUGGGGAAAUGUUUAUAAUAAUAUGAAAAAUCUAAAAUUAAUAACUCGACCAUAUGCACGUGCUAUUGCUGGUCAACCAAAUAUGAUGAAUUUUGAUGUUAAUUCAAGAUUAUUUUCUUUAACUUAUUAUCUUGAUACAUCAAUUAAAAAAGCAACAGAAAUUUAUGUUCCAUCAUUAGUUUAUCCGAAAUCAACUUAUAAUAUUACUGUUAAUGAAUAUAUUCAAUGGAAAGUUGAUCCAAUCAAUACAAAUAUUAUUCUUAUCGAACCAACUCAAUAUUAUAUUUCUAAGAAAGAAAAAAAUCUUUUAGGAAUCAUACAAAUUGCUCCAACAGCCUAA